AAGCUGUUGUCAAAAUCAUUUUAUAUUUUCUCUGUGAAGAAAAUAUCAUAUUCUAGCAAAGAUGUUUCUUCUAGUGAUCCUCUCUUGCAUUGUCCUGGCACAUGCCAAGCCUUCUGGACCAAUUCUCCAUCCUCAUAAUCCCCAACCUUACAAUUUCGGAUACUCUGUUAAGGAUCACUUUAGUGAACAGCACAGGCAUGAAACUGGCAACGGUCUCGGGGCUGUAGUGGGAAACUAUGGUUUCACAGACGCAAGAGGAAUUGCCCGUCAGGUCAACUAUGUUGCCGACCACGCCGGAUUCAGAGCUCAGGUCAGGACCAACGAACCAGGUACUGCCAAUCAAAAUCCUGCUGCUGUCCACGUGAUUUCCCAUCAACCUCCAGUAGUUGAAUCUCUUCCUCAUCCAGUGGCUGUAGUUUCUGCCCCAGUUGUCCAUGAUUUUGGUACUGGAUUGGUUUUCUAAGAAUUAUGACACUGUGAUUAAGGAAUCCUAGAAAAUAAGAAAAGAGAUUAGUCAAAAUCAAAUUUAAAAUAUUAUCUUUUUUUUUCCCAAUAUAAAUUGCUUAAGUAUUUAAGUAUGCAUUCUUCCUCA
Messenger RNA from Argiope bruennichi, 592 nucleotides. Its product is annotated as cuticle protein 10.9-like. Gene Ontology annotation, molecular function: structural constituent of chitin-based larval cuticle. The transcript is spliced from 3 exons. The coding region runs from base 62 to 463 and encodes 133 amino acids. NCBI's taxonomy places the organism in Eukaryota, Metazoa, Arthropoda, Arachnida, Araneae, Araneidae. The record is from RefSeq and is a predicted model, not a curated record. Gene Ontology annotation, cellular component: chitin-based extracellular matrix.